AAGAGGAGUUGAUUGCACUGUACGAGAAGAAGAAGGGCGAAUCGUCAUCCGGUAUGGUUUCAGUGCUUCUGACUGAGCAGCUGAAGCGGGUGAGGGAGGUGCUGACGACCUGGAAGGAAGUGGACGAACGUGUCUCCAAGCUGUGCCCUUCUGAGAAUGCUCUGGAGGACACCUCAACUGACACUGCCUGCAGCACUACUGGUACGAUCACGGAUGGGCUGGUUGGCUUUUUGUCCGGCAACUUCUCUAAUGACACAUGGAAGGACGAGUACCUCGGGGUGAACGCCACAGUAACGAAUGGGGCGGAGAAAACGGAUAACGGCGUAACAUUUAAAGGGCGUGGUGCGUGGGCGGAGUGGCCUGUUGGCAAGCAAGGGGAGAAUCAGCUGUACCACUUUGCGAACCACAAAUUCACUCUUGUGGCGACGGUGUCCUUCCACGGUGAGCCGAAGGAGGGAGUUACCCCUAUUCCAUUGAUGGGUGCGAAGAUGAAUGACAAUGAGAAUCCAGUUCUUUUGGGACUGUCGUACAACAACAAAGAAAAGAAAUGGAUAUUACUGUGCGAUGGCAGAGAGAACAAGAAGUACAGCAGCGAUUGGGAGACAAAGACAUCAGAACACGUGGUAGUUUUGCUACGGAACGGCAACCAGAGCUCUGCGUACGUCGAUGGUCAGCCUGUGGGUGGGGAUGAAGAAUGUGUACUGAAAAUUGCGGAUUCGAAGGAGAUCUCACACUUCUACAUUGGAGGGGAUGGAGGCCGCGCAGAGGGCCAAGAAGGCGUGUCUGUGACUGUGAGGAACGUCCUGCUGUACAACCGCCCGUUGAGUUCCGCAGAGAUUACCGCGCUUGCCAAAAAUAAAAUUACUAUUCCGAAGCCGGAAGGUCCGACGACAUUGGUGGACACUCAAUCACCAGCGACAAGUGCACCAGAUGUGCAGCUAGCCCUGCCCCGACCUAAUUCUGCCGGGCAACUGCCAUUGGAGGAGGAACCGUUGAAGGCGAAUAUUGGUGCUGGUGCUGGCGGUGUAUCCAGUGCAGCUUCCGUUACUACUUCUUCAGCAGAUGCAAACACUCCUGCCUCUAAUGGCGAGGGGAAAGUUGAACCUGCAGUGAAAAAGGAGAUGAGCGUGAACUCUGGUGAGGAUUGGGAGACGGCGGAAGGAACGGAUGGGCAGAAGGAAGGGGUACACUCACAGGUCAGGGAAGUAAAUGCUGCGGCACUCAACGGCAGCCUCGGAAAUUUGUCGCAGGGGAAUAACAGCGAUGGCGGCACCAUGCGUGGGAGCGGACUGCUGUCGUUCCUCCUUCUUCUGUUGGGACUGUGGGGGUUUGCGGCUCUGUGA
This is a messenger RNA of Trypanosoma cruzi, 1343 nucleotides long. Its product is annotated as trans-sialidase, putative. Lineage: Eukaryota; Euglenozoa; Kinetoplastea; Trypanosomatida; Trypanosomatidae. Gene Ontology annotation, molecular function: exo-alpha-sialidase activity. The annotation marks the transcript as partial. The record is from RefSeq and is a predicted model, not a curated record. The transcript has a single exon.